Molecule: messenger RNA, 768 nt
Organism: Momordica charantia (bitter melon)
Lineage: Eukaryota; Viridiplantae; Streptophyta; Magnoliopsida; Cucurbitales; Cucurbitaceae
Source: RefSeq, a predicted model, not a curated record
AUGAAGAUCUUCAUCUCCAUUUUUGCAGUUUCCAUUACAGUUUUCUUCUUCCUCUCACUCUCUGCAGCUUUCUCAUGGACUCUCUACUUGUCUGCCACAAUCCACAAGAGUUAUAUGUUCUUACUCUGCAAUAGCCUACUUGUUUUCAUUUGUCUAAAUUCUCCCUCUACUGUUAAUUCACUGGAUGGAAGUAGAACAGUUGGUGAAGUUGGAGAUGAGAAAGAAACGGGAUCAUUGCAUGUUGUACGAGUUUUCGAAGAUCAGAUUCUGAUUGCGGAGGACAACGAUGAGAAGGCUGGUGAAACUCUGUUUGUUGAAGAAACUCGAGAUGAUGAAUUAGAAGUCAGGGAGGAUGAUAUGACUCUCUUUGUCAUUGAAGAAAUUCACGAUGAUGAAUUAGAGGCGAAGGAUGAUAGGACUCUCUCGGUUGUUGAGGAAAUUCACGAUGAUAAUGAACAAGAACAAGGAGGCGGCGAUGUUGAUAUGAUUCUCUCAAUCGUUGAAGAAACUCGAGAUGAUGAGUUAGAAGUUGUGGAGGAUGAUAUGACUCUCUUUGACGUUGAAGAAACUCAAGAUGAUGAAUUAGAGGCGGCGGAUGAUAAGACUCUCUCAGUCGUUAAAGAAACUCACGAUGAUGAACAAGAACAAGAACAAGGAGGCGGCAAUGAUAUGAUCAGUUUAGAGGAGUUGAACAAAAAAUUUGAUGAGUUCAUAAGAACAACUAGAAUGAAAAUAAGAGCUGAAUUACUAACAAUACAAUGUUAUUAG